Messenger RNA from Plectropomus leopardus (leopard coralgrouper), 1817 nucleotides. RefSeq lists its product as uncharacterized. Lineage: Eukaryota; Metazoa; Chordata; Actinopteri; Perciformes; Serranidae. The record is from RefSeq and is a predicted model, not a curated record.
CAGCAGCAGUAACUGCCGUCGACCACAGGGGGAGCUCUAACAGUCUGUGCUGUACUUUCUGUCAACGAAGAAGAAGCGGGAGCCACAACAAUAACACACAGCUAGCACCACUGGCAAGAACAUCUGCUGAAUGUCCCGUUUUUAGCUCGUAAGUUCAAUUUUAACACCAAUACGCAGAACGUUUCCGUGAGUAAUCAAAAAUACAUCUGCACGGAGGUGAAUUGAGGCUCCACGUUGUGUUGUUAACAGAAAUAACAUGCUGUGGCUGUUGUGACGCGCAGGCAGCAGAAGCUAACUAGCUGCUCCGUUAGCUUGUUUCCAGCCAGCCCGCUCCUCUGCUCCUCUCUCCGUUAAUGUCACUGGGAUCCGACUCCGCGCGCAGACAUGGAGAGCUUGUACAAGCGGAAAAUGUUCGCGUCGAUGCGGAAAACCAAAGUGGACGCGUCGAAGAAGCGGCAGAUCGGCCUGCCCGCCUCAAUCCUAGACGACAGUGACGAAGGCUCCUUCACCUCCUCCUCCUCCUCCUCCGGAUCCCAGUCCGACUUCCAGAGCUCCCCGGAAGAGGACAGCGAGCAGGAGCAGGAGGACCGAGACCGGAGCGACUCCGGGGCGACUUCCAGCGACGACAGCCGCUCCGUGACACGCAGAAAGCGCUCGUUCCUGGGAGGCGACGACAGCUCCUCGUCCUCCAGUCCCGGGGAGGAGGACUCGACAAACGAUGAGGAGGAGAAGGACAGGAGCCAGCCCAAGAGGACGGUGCAGCCGAGGAAGCGGAGCAGGCUGCAGCGGCCGGACGAGUCGGACUCGGAACACGCGGAGGAGAAGCGGACAGAGGAGGCGGAGAAGGCGAAGAGGAAGCAGAGACACAACAAGCUGCUGGCGCUGUCCCGGAGGAUGAAGGCCCGGGUCCCCAACCGGAGGAGGAGCCGCCUCAAGCAGGAUGUGGUCGAUGAGGAAGAGUCCAAAGACGGUGAGGACGAAGCCAGAGGUGGGAAAGAAGGAGGCGGAGGAGAAAACGGCGACAAUAAACAGGCUGCAGAAGGUGAUGAGGGAGGUCAGGAGGAGAAGAAAGACACAGAGGAGGAGAAAGAAGGCGAGGAGGAGGAGGAGGAGGAGGAGGAGAAGUAGAUCCACUCAGUGAUGGAGAACAGAGAACGAGUUUGAAUGUGAAGGACUAAAUCCUUAAACCAUCUGAAACAGACUCAUAACUGUUAGUUUGUACAGCUUUUCUUUCUCCCACGGCAUUUAAAGUGGAAAACAAAGACACUAAGUCCUGGAGUUACAACAUUUUCUCCAGGUUUUUUGUCGCAAUAGAAACAGACAUUUGUGAAAUGACACAAAAAGAUGUUCAGAUGAUUUAGACAACCUCACUGACCCGUUAGGAAUUUGGUGAAGGAGGUGGAGCUUGAAUUGGGGCACAGCUUUAGACGGAUGCUGAGAAAAGUGGCUCAUUGAUAUGUCACUCAGUGUCAAAUGAUCAUUCUGAUUGGUCCACGCCUGCUGAUCUGCUGACGUACUGCAUGUCAUGUCAGUUUUAUUUACAUCCCAAAGUAAAUCAUCCCAGUUGGUGAUCCCAGUUAGAUGUCGUGACACCCAUGUUGCACUGACAGGUGCGAUCUAUCUGCAGGUGUUAAACAGGUGAUAAUGUGAAUUUGGUCGUUUUAAUGUUUCAUUCCCACACAGCUUGCAUAGCAAGUGCAGCCUAUUGGACAUCAUUUAAACCGCAAAACCCUGAAAGUGUUAACCUGUAUUAUUUAAUAAAAUUUAGCAGCAGUGUUAACCCUUUGAGACCUAGAGCAAGUUAAGUUUUCUUGUGC